Molecule: messenger RNA, 1080 nt
Organism: Brassica napus (rape)
Lineage: Eukaryota; Viridiplantae; Streptophyta; Magnoliopsida; Brassicales; Brassicaceae
Exons: 2
Coding region: 1-1080 (359 amino acids)
Source: RefSeq, a predicted model, not a curated record
AUGUCAAGCUCCUCAAAUGAUGAAGUAUAUGAGGUUUUUGAGGAAACGGUGGACCAACAAAUCGAUGAUUUCAUCGAUUCUGUUCUAACCAAAGAGCCGAAGAGACGAGUAUACAUCGAAAGAGAUCGGGAACAAGGACACAAUCAACUAUGGCAGGAUUACUUCAGUGAAAAUCCUACAUACACACACGACAUGUUUAGGCGGCGUUUUCGAAUGAACAAGUCUUUGUUCCUUCGCAUUGUCGAACGCCUAGGUAAUGAAAUUCCAUACUUUCAGCAACGAAGAAAUGGUCAUGGAAGGAACGGCCUCUCUACACUUCAAAAAUGCACUUCAGCCAUCCGAUCGUUGGCAUACGGUCACGCGGGCGAUGUCAAUGACGAAUAUCUCAGACUUGCUGCAAGUACUGCAAUUUUAUGUUUGGAGAAUUUUGCGGAAGCGAUAAUACUUUUGUUUGGAGAUGAGUAUCUAAGAACACCUACAACAGAAGAUCUUCAAAGACUACUUGACGCUGGAGAGGCACGCGGGUUUCCGGGGAUGAUAGGCAGCAUCGAUUUUUUUGAUGACAUUUUACAAGGCCGAGCACCUAAAGUGAAGUUCAAGGUCAACAGCCACACUUAUCGUAUGACCUACUAUCUGACCGAUGGAAUUUAUCCUAAUUGGGCAACAUUUAUCCAAUCCAUCCCGCUUCCUCAAGGUCCUAAAGCCCAAAAAUUUGCAGAAAGACAAGAAUCAGUCAGAAAAGAUGUCGAACGGGCAUUUGGAGUCUUGCAAUCGAGGUUUGCAAUUGUAAAAAACCCUGCUCUAAAAUGGGACAAGGAAAAGAUAGGAAAGAUAAUGAGAACGUGUGUCAUAUUGCACAAUAUGAUAGUCGAGGAUGAACGACACGGAUACACUCUAGCUGAUACAUCUGAGUUCGAGUCAGGAGAAUCUAGCCGAAGUGCGAAGGUGAAAACGAGAGAAAGUGUGAAUGUCGAUAUGAUUAACAUUCGCAAUCAAAUUCGGGAUCCAAGCGUACAUGAGCGUUUGAAAGCUGAUUUAGUUGAAAAUGUUUGGGAGAAAUUUGGUAAUCGUGAUGAAUAA